GAGGGGCGGAGUUAACCAACUUUUCACAGUAGCUGAAGUGAACGACGGACAGAUAUGUCUUUAGCCGGUCUAUUUGACCCUUUGUGAGGGUUAAAGGGCCUUUUUUAUUCGUUUAAUGUGUGUAUAGCCCUGGCGCAGCUUCAAAAUGAUGCGCUUCCUGCUGCUUUUCAGUCGCCAAGGGAAGCUGCGUCUGCAGAAGUGGUUCACGCCCAUGGCAGAACGUGAAAAGAAGAAGAUCAUCAGGGACAUGACCUCCAUGGUGUUGUCACGGCAACCACGCUCCUGCAACUUCCUGCACUGGAAAGACCUGAAGAUUAUUUACAAGAGGUAUGCCAGCUUGUAUUUCUGCUUGGCCAUAGAGAACCAGGAGAAUGAACUGUUGGCACUCGAGGUUAUUCAUCGCUAUGUGGAGCUACUGGACAAAUACUUUGGCAAUGUGUGUGAGCUGGACAUAAUCUUUAACUUUGAGAAGGCCUAUUUUAUCCUGGAUGAGUUUCUAAUGGGAGGAGAGAUACAAGAAACCUCCAAACAGACGGUGAACCGCUCCAUCGAAGCUUCAGACAUGUUACAGGAGGAUGACAGCAGUGAGUGGUAUGAGGUGGAGCUGUUUGGAUGACCUUGAAUAUGGACAGAAAGACCAUGGAGGAAUAUAUGAGCAAACCAGCAUUUUAGCGCACGCCUGGAUUAAAUAAAAAAGACUUAAAGUAACAGCGGAGGAAUACAGGAGCCAAAUGUACUGUUUAUGAGUCAAAGUUUCUGAAAACAAAACAGGGAUUAAUUUGAUACCCCUGAACUUUUUCUAAAGAUGAUGAGCACACUGAAUGUCUUCUUGCCUUUACUGCAAAGUAACUUCUUUUUCAAGUAAGCCUAAUGUUUUAUUGUUGUGUGCUAAAAUGAAGGGUAGGAAGGGAUGAUUUUUUAAUUAGCUGUUUGAAUUAAGUGAAGUAGAAAUAGAUGAAUAUGAUGUGAUAAUGAAGUCAUUUUAGAUUUGUAAGAGUGUUUCAUCAUUUUUAAAAACCAUGUUAAUAUAUUGAUGAUUAAUUCUCGGGACACUACAAAUUGUUGGUCAGGAAAAGAAAGUAAUGUGUAAAAAAAAAAAAAAAAACUAAAUGUAUUUAUAAAUAAUGUUCUUGAUGUGUUUUUGAUUCCAGCUUCUUCCCACACUCAUUUUGAGGGACACUUUCUUACCGUUUUGCAUCUUUAUAACCGUUAACUCAUAUGUUUGUCUUGAAGACAGAGCAGUUUCUGAUGUGGGUGUGAAUGUCUUUUUAUAAUGUGCAAUUUAUCAUGUUGAAUCUUUUAAUUAAAGUAUGUUUUGAUACACA
This is a messenger RNA of Cheilinus undulatus (humphead wrasse), 1325 nucleotides long. RefSeq names its product adaptor related protein complex 1 subunit sigma 3b (gene ap1s3b). Lineage: Eukaryota; Metazoa; Chordata; Actinopteri; Labriformes; Labridae. The record is from RefSeq and is a predicted model, not a curated record. The transcript is spliced from 6 exons. Gene Ontology annotation, biological process: vesicle-mediated transport; intracellular protein transport. Gene Ontology annotation, molecular function: clathrin-cargo adaptor activity. The coding region runs from base 146 to 616 and encodes 156 amino acids. Gene Ontology annotation, cellular component: AP-1 adaptor complex; membrane coat; intracellular membrane-bounded organelle.